Didymodactylos carnosus is the source of this 1083-nucleotide messenger RNA. NCBI's taxonomy places the organism in Eukaryota, Metazoa, Rotifera, Eurotatoria, Philodinida, Philodinidae. The record is from the annotation of a GenBank genome assembly.
AUGGAUAAAAUGCACAAACGAUGUGGAUCAAAUUCAGAUAAUAAAUUAACUCCAAAACAAUUCAGACAAGAACAACAAAAUACUGCCAAAAUAACGAGGCUUGAUGAUCUCUGUACUGAUAUUGUGUACGAAUUAUUUGAAUAUUUCAAUGUCAACGAAUUGUAUCUCUCGUUCUAUAAUUUAACUUCAAGUAUGAAGCACAUCAUUGACAAUUAUUCUCUACCACUACAUGUUGAUCUAUCAAAACGCGAUUCAUUUAAUUACUUUUCUGAAUUUAUCGUACCACAUCUGAUUGCUUAUCCAAAGCAAGUUACAUCAUUGAAACUUAGUUCUAUUAUCACGUAUCCUUUCACCCUAUCGAUACAUUUUCAAUCCUUAAGAGCUUUGACUCUCCUUCGAAUGUAUUCUAAAAACAUGAUUCCGAUACUGAAGCAAUUUCCUCAAUUAUCCUAUGUAUACAUUGGUAAUCAUAGCAGACAUUCAAAUGGACUGAUCACAACAAUAUUAAAAAUACCAACACUAAAAACAUUUAUUUUUAAAUCAUUAACACAUCUACAAAAAUUACCAUUAACAACACGCAACACAUCGAAUAUCGAACAUUUAUCGAUUAGAAUGAAUAGUCAUUCGUUGUGUGUUUUACUACUUCAGUUACCAAAAAUUCGAUAUUUAAAUAUUGAUAUUAGUUAUAGUUAUGAUUACGACGGUGUUAUGUUCGAUAUUCCAGUAAUGUCAUGUUUAACCAAAUUAAAAAUGGAAAUAGGUCGCUUUCCAGCUAGCUUUGCAAAUCAAUUAUUUAAAAGGGCUUCCAAUCUUCAAUAUUUGCAUUUCGUUGGAACCACUUCUGAUAAAAAAUGUUUAGAUUCUACUCAAUGGACAAAUUUGUUAUUCUCUAUUAUCGAACAAUUGAAAAGAAUAAAACUCAAUUUACAUUAUUCGAAUUUAAUUAGUGCACUUCCUGAUAGAAUUGAAAUUGUAGAAAAGUUUCAAACAAAUGUAUUUCUACAACAGCAUAAUAUUCAUAUGUAUGAUGAAAGUAAAGGAGAAUCCGCUAUUUUUCGAAUUAUUGCUGAUUAUCAAAAAUGA